Molecule: messenger RNA, 2041 nt
Organism: Drosophila takahashii
Lineage: Eukaryota; Metazoa; Arthropoda; Insecta; Diptera; Drosophilidae
Gene: Tektin-A
Product: Tektin A
Biological process (GO): cilium movement involved in cell motility; cilium assembly
Cellular component (GO): microtubule cytoskeleton; nucleus
Source: RefSeq, a predicted model, not a curated record
AAUUUUCAGUUUUCAGUCUGUCCCCAAACACCAACCGAAACACAUUCGUACUUGAUUUACACUCCAUCUGAUUUUUGUUAAUUUUACAAGUUAUUUAAAAGUUAACCGACGAUGAAUUGCUUGGAGAAGAAGUCGCCGGAGGCGAUUGCCGAGUGCAAGGGCAAGACCAUCGAGCUGAAUCCCGGAUCAGCUUGUCCGGCUCCGCUGAUUUGUCCCCUGCCAACGGAGCCGCCCUCCCACCGCCUGAAGAAGCCGCCGCAGCCCGCCCUCGUGGCCCUGACCCCUCACCCCGAUGAGGCCGCGCAGCAGCACCUGGUGCAGAAUAUCAUGGGUGCCGCCCAUGAGCACCAGAAGCUACAGGGCGACCUUCAGGCGGGCGUCGACCAGCAGCAGAUGCAAAUGGCCGACAUUCGGGCCGAGCAGUACAAACAAUCGCAGAGGCCGGUGAAAAUGGAGGAAGUGCAGUUUGCGCGUGCAAUGGAUCCAGAAGCUGAUGACCUUCGAAAUCCGCCAUGCUAUUUGCCCCAGCAAGGUGACGAAUUGCCCCACAAGGACCAGUUGAUGCCCAUGGGUCCCAUCGGGCCGUGGGCCUCGGGCAAAGUGGACUGGAGUCCCAUGGCGGGUAUUACAGGCACACGACCCGUUGUGGAUCGCUACUCGAUCACGCGAUAUAGUCCCAAUGAGUGGCGAACAAGGAAUCACGAGACGGUGCAGGUGGUCAACGGCAGUCUGGGCAGGGCGGAUAAAAACCGCUUCAGUUCGACCACCGAGUUCCUGAGACUCUCGGCCCUGGUGGCCAAGUCGCAGAAUGAGACCACCGACAAGCUGAGGAUCCGUUCGCAGCUGAUUGGCAAGUGGAAGAACACCCUGGAGAAUGCCAUCAAGGCAAUGGCCGAUGAGAUUUCCACCAUGGAGGUGGAGCGCAUAAAGCUGAGGAAAUCGAUGGUGGUUCUCGGAGUUCCCGAGUCUAUUGCCAAGGAGUGUAUUGAAAAGAGGGCUACAAGGCCGGAUACCGAAUUGGUUCGCGAUCAGGUGGAGGAGGAGCUGGUCAACGAGCUGGCCCUGAUUGCCGAGAUCCGACGGCUGUUGAUGAAGACCCUCGAUGACUUCAACACCCAGCAGGUGGAGAAUCGCACGGCUCGGCAGCGACUCGAAUACGAUUGGAGUGACAAGAAGGAGGCGUAUGAGAUUGAUACCCUGAACACGGGCCUGAACAAUUGCUCUAGGACGAUAAUGUUUAGACCAGGAGCAGUAAGACAGCCACCGGAGCAGGCUUCGGAGAAGUACUGGGAGCACUUCAGCAUGGAAACCCUGGACGAUUGUGAGAAGUGUCGCCUAAGGUCGGUGACCCUGCGGAAUACGCUGAACGCAACGAUGAUGAAUGCGGCUCGGGAUAUUCGCACGCAGGCCGAUGUCGUCGAGAAGGCUUUGACUUCCAGGAUCAAUUGCACCCAGGAGGCGGUGCAGCGGUUCGAGAAUGACCUAAAGCAAAUCCUGCAGGGCCUGGCCGAUGUGGAGAACCGCAUUGAGCAGAUGAAGCGACGCAUUGCCUCCUUCGACGCCUCCAUGAAGGUGGCCCAAACGCGCAUGGACAACCGCAGCUAUCGGCCCAAUGUGGAGAACUGCCGGGAUUUGGCUCAGCAGGAGCUCAUCGACGGAGUGCACACCAUCCAGAGCAGCGUUUCGGCUCUGCUCCACGAACUGGAGGAGGCGGAGCGGGUCAAGACGGAUCUGGUCAGCUCAAGGGCUCGGCUUGAACGGGAAAUAAUGCUAAAGAGGCGCAGCCUGUUCAUCGAUCGGGAGCGCUGCAUGCUGAUGCGAUCGCAUUAUCCAUCGGCGAAUACUCUAAGUGGUUCCGCCACAUCCUAAAUGGACCCCCUUUUGGAGGUGUCUAAAUUGUGGAGUGUUACGAAUUUGACAGGGGAUCUCUAAAUUGAGUGUUUUAAAUCAAUUGAGGUUUUAUAACCGCUGUCUGAAUUUAUCAAAAUUUACAAGUGCUUAAAUGUGUGAAUAAAACAUGUCAUGUUGACAUAACCAAAAA